AACAUAUCACACAAACACAUAACACACAAAACCUGCAUUUUUUUUAGGAGGUAACUAUAUUCUAGCAUGGCUUAAAACACACAAGAGUCACAACUGAAGCUUUUUUGUCUCCAUUUAAUUAUUCUACCCUUCUAUUAGUUAACAAACAUUUCUGGUGAAGGCUCCUUACAAAUCCAGGAAUGUUUCACAGUAUGGUAUUAAACCUUUCUGUCUUCAUGGAGACCAGACCAAAUCAAGUUACAGGCCAGAUCUGUGGAGAGGUGACUGCUCACAGUCAGAAUGCCUGUUUUGUAGGUCCUUUGAGCUAUAAAACCAUCCGUAUUUCAUAGAGCUGAUUAAUGUCAUACUGUGGAAUAUUCCAGGCAGAGCAAUGAUAUAUCCAUAGAAACAAGCAGGUGACGGACCCUCCACCAGAAAAGUUACAUAAUGCACCUUUUAAGUUAACUAACAGCUCUACAGAAUUGUAGUGUACAGUGUCCUUUUUUAAAUGUAUUAUUAUUUUUUUAUUAUUAAAGGAAAACACUGAAAAUGCUCAAAGUGACCAGUGCCCACUUUCACAAACAAGGCAGUAUUGUCUCUCACAAAACAAUGGCGGACGUGUGCCUAAUAGACCAUGAUGUCAUUUUGCUUGCCGGUUGUCACUAAUGGUUCAAGUCUUCAGCUUUGUAAUGUGUUGAAAUUUUCCCUAUCAGGUACCAAACUAGAUCAGGACUAAACUGAAGGCUGCGUCACACUGUUCAGUCCUGCUUUGAGCCCACUUUAGUCCUGGUCUAGUUUUGGGUUUAGUCUCAAUUUUGAUCUGGUGAAUGUGCCUAUAGAAGGUAUAAACUAAAUCAGGAUUGAUACUAAAUGCUUAUUUAAGAAUGCAUAUACUGGACCUUUGCAGAAUAGCUUUAUUAGAACAUAGUAAUAUUAAAGAUAGCACUAUACUCAGGCCUAACUAUUUUUGCACUGGGGAGAACUACAUUCUAUUGUCAAAACAGAAUAGUUUGAUAAAUGACCCGGGUCUAAAACUGAAUUUAAACGGUAAGAGUUUAAAAACAAAGGACUAAGCUUAAUUUGUUAACUGUAAUUAUUAAAACAACUUGGCUAAAAUGUAACUGCCCAAAAUUUAAGACCUCACAAGGACAUGAGGCACUUGGUCUAAACCUGUACUAACUCUGGUCUUAAUGAGAUCUGAACCUGUAUUGGGACUCAAGGAGCGAAUCAUUGUCCAUUAUAUUAUUUUGUACAUCUACCAAGUAGAUUUCUGUCAGUCCCAAGCUAUCGGUGUCUAAUAGAAUGCUUAUAUCCUGUAUUCAGUGUAAGCCUUAAGUCCCUAUAGUGUGACUGCUGCUGUACUUUUGAAUGUUACUAUUGCACUCUGCUGGUUUGUGUGGAGCUGUUUGUCUUAAAUUGGAUAAAAUUGUGUGAAAUAUUAAAUAAAUGCUGUCUCUUUUCUCUACAGGCUCAAAUCCAGACUAACACUUGUAUUUAACAAAGAGGUGUAACUGGAUCCUGGUUUGUGCUGUUAAAGGCUUUACACAAACACGUGUUUUUUUUUUCUUUGUUUUUUUGUUUUGUUUUGUUUUUUUCUGUUAGUUACCUCCUCAGACUUGGGUCCAAAGAGUCCCAUGACAGUGUCUGUCAGUCCACCUGUGGAGUGGAGUAUGUGCCGUAUACUGUGCCCAUGUACCUGAUAGUGGUGGUCUAACACUGGCUUCUCUGGCCAUCUGUCAUAACAGACAACAGUUUACUGCAGUUACCUGUUAAUUACACUAAUUAGGAGUAGCUUCAUACCUUAUUUAGCACCACAAAGCAGUCUGUAGUUGUAUAGUGAGCUGGUCACCUCCACCGGGCCUCUGAAGUGCCGUUGUGGUGCGGGGGGGAAGGGGGUGGGGAAGGGGGGGUCAUCGCUGCAGUGUCCUGGGGCUCCAUGGCCUUGUUACGCGGGGCAGUGUCCGCGGCUGACCGCUAGAAGACGCUGUGCGUACGCGGAUACCCCUGACCAGACAGCGUGUGUGCGCGUGAGCGCGGUGGGCCCCUGCUCCCGUAGUGACACGCACACACGCACGCGCCCUCACGCACGGCCGCGCUGGCUUCGUGCCAGAUGCAUCCGAGGACUCUCACAAGAGGUGGAGUGGACUCCGGCCGUGAGAGAGGAGUCACCUUAAACUGACAGCCUCGUGUUUACAGCGCGGCACGAGCAUGAAUAAUGCAACUACAGCACGUGCAUCAUAUAAAGGCAACCCGGAAAUGAGGUGUAACUGCCACUGGGAGUAGCCAUAAAAACAUGAAUGAAUGGUGCUGUUAUUACUGAGCCUGAUAAAGGCACGACAUCUGAAGAUAAAUUAGGUUAUUUUAUUGUAGGCUUUAUAGUUUAAUCACUCAGACAAUAGAAGAUAACAGAUUCUAUAAUUGAGUAUGGACAUACUUUUGAUUUGGUAUUAAAUAACUACUUUACGAAUACAAUAAUACAGUGGGGUCAAGUCAAACUAAAGAGGAAAAAGUGUGCAUUUAAUAGUAUUUUAAUAGUAGCGUAGAUUAACCAUUCAGUAUUUUAAUAUUCUUUACAAUCUUAUGUAUCAUUUAUGUUUCUCGGUAAUACCAAUACUCGGCAAGGAAAACAAUAACCAAGAAUGAAUCAUUGUGAAAUGUUGUCCUGAACUGACCCUGUUUUAGUCCUGAUGCAGACUUGGCCGGGUCCUGUUGUAGUCCUGUUGUAGUCCUGGCGUAGUCCUGGCGUAGUCCUGUUGUAGUCCUGUUGUAGUCCUGGCGUAGUCCUGGCGUAGUCCUGGCUAGUUCAGGUUUAGUCUGGGUUUAGUCCCAGUUUUGAUGUGGUGUAUGUUUGUGAAGCCAACCUCUAAAAAUCCUCAUGCUGCCAUACACAGCAUAGUGCCUGUAUGUUUAAAAGCACACAGGAUUAAUUACUGGCCUACUCCAAUUUUAACUGAAUUUACAAACUGCAUAAAUGAGGGAUAAGUGGCUAUGAAAUAGUAUCAUAUUCCCAGUGAUGGGAAGAAUACUUCAAACCCUCUGACUUUAGAAAAGUAACUGUAUUCUAAAUACCACUAAAUGAAAGUGUCAUUGUACCAGAAUGCAGAUACAAUACAACAGACGCAGGAAGAAUGUGACAUUCUGAGGACCAUUCAAAAGAUAGAAGAUUGUGCUUUGAAAUGUUACAGGCUAAGGGUCAUUGGUCCUAGUUUUAAUGUAGACUUGGUUUGGUCUCGUUCUAGUCCUGGUUUUGUCCUGUAUUGUAAAAACAGACUCCAGUUCAUGUAUUUAGUUUUGAAGGUAACUGGUCCAAAUGACAGCCAGUCUGGCAUGAUUUAAGAGCUAGGGGUGUAAAAUACUGUGAGUUAUUGUAUAACUCUGCACAGUGAAGGGGUCAGCUGCUGCUGUGGAUAUAGGUCAAACAUGGAGACCAUAAACUGAAAUUGUUCUGUCCAUAUAGAAUGUUUCAUCUCAUCUCUUGUUUCGUAGUUAUGAUCAAAUAGCAAGAGCUUAUGAAUAUGGUUUCACAUAGUGUUAUUUUAGCCCCUUUAGUAGGUUUUAAGAUUCAAUACUUCAAUGUAAAAUUGGCGAUUGGUCUCGUUAUGGUGUUGUGUUAUGGUCUAUGGUUUUCAACGCCUUUGCACAAUACGUCUAACGGUUGUGACAAUAGGUAGGCUAUAUCCACAGACACUGUUUUAAAAACAUGUUUGUUAAAUAAUUUUCACUUUAAAUUGGAUAAAUCACACCUGGUAACAUUGGCAAAGGUUAGUGAAGUAAUUAAUAGCAGCGUGUAUUGUGUUGGUGUGACAUUAUUUGCCUUUCAAAUCUCGCUGGAGACAGCGGUGUCGGUCUGCUUUUGUUGAUACUCUUUAGCUCUGAGCUGCGGGUCAUUCAGGUGCUGGAGCAGGGGGCACUUCCGCGAACAGAUCCUGAACCGUUUUCUAUGAGAGUCUCUCUCCAUGUUAUUUGGUCUUUACGCGCCCUGACGCACAGCUCCACACGCACAUAUGCACGUAUGUUGUUUUUUCCUCGGUCCUCGGUCCCGUGGCCAGCCUCAGUCCACUUCCCGGGGUCGCUGUGGCCACGGCUGCUGCAGAGUCCACUUCGCGUUUUGAGCGACGCCCCCAAAUUCCGUGCCGAGUGUUUGAGACCCUCCGGGACGGAGAGGUGGAGGAGGAACCGCAGCUCCGCCGUCCGCCUCGCUCCAGCCGCGGCCAUUACUUUAUGACUUUAUCGUGGCUCUGACAGAAGAAAACAGCCGGACUCGUGAAGCGCUCCAGGGCUGAGCUGCAGAGAAUGGGAAUAGGGACCUGGGCCAAGGCUUUUGGCUGAAGCAGCAGCAGCACCGACCCCUGUGCCCCUGUGCCCCUCGUCCCUCGGUCCUCUGUCUCACAGGACAAACCCAAACGCACCAUGUCCACGGCGGUCGACAUGGCGGGCCCCUCGUCUCCAGACCAGGCCCAUAGCAGCAGCACCAAAAUCCCCCACGAGCCUUUGCGUCCCAGUCUGAGGCGCUCCAGUCACCCCUAUAGCCUGUCCCACUACAUGAGCGGCCCCCCGGAGGUGAAGGGCCCCCCUCCCUCAGAAGCCCCCCAGCAGAAGUCUUCACAGCCCUCACACAAGCCGCGCAGGGCUCCGGUGGCGGUGUGGCCUGACAUGUGGGAGUCUCCCAGCGGGCUGCACCUGGCGCACGCUGCGGAGCUGCUGAUGCGGGCGGGGCUCCUGGCUCUUACCCCGGCCUCAGCGGAGCAGGCGGGGGCCCAGCCUGGGGCUACCAGGAGGGACAGUGCGGAGGGCAAGAGGGGAGACGGCUCCAGCCCUGAGGAGGAAGAGGAUGAUUCACCUGGAUGUGGGGCGGACUACCAGCCUUACCUGGGUGCCUGGUUCCCCUUCAGCCCGGCUCUGUUCCCUCUGACGGGGUUCCAAAUGGGAGGAGGCCAGUGGAGGAGCGCGGCCCUGGGAGCGGACAGCUCGGACGGGCUGGGGGCCGAGGGUCUCUCUCCGAGCUCUGUCGGGGGUGCAGGCAGCAGCCGGAGGAAGAGGAAGAGGUGUGGCGAGUGCGUCCCGUGUCGACGCCAGACAAACUGUGAACAGUGCAGCAGCUGCCGCAACCGCAAGAGAGGACACCAGAUCUGUAAAUACAGGAAGUGUGAGGAGCUGAAGAGAAAGCCUGGCAUGGAUGGGAGGGCAUCUGGCUUUGAAGGUCUGAGGGGCUCUGACUUCACUUUGGGGAUGUCACAGGAGCGGAGCCCCAGGGCUCUAGAUGGAUAGUGAAGUUAAGGUGUGAUUCUGAAGGAGCAGAGUGAGAGGACACUGGUAAAGCUCCAGAGAGAAAGUCCACAGUUGUCACAUCUAGGCAUGGGAUGGUCUGAGGUCUCACUGAGGUCUAAUCACAGUAUUAACUCUGUGUUAUUACUGCGUCCAUGUAAAAGAAGUGACGACUUCAAGUACCAAAAACAGAACAAAGCACUGGAGUAACUUAUACUGAAGUAAAGUAAAGUUAAAGUUAAAGUACUUUUGAUGACCAGGAGGAGCUUGGUUUAGAGUAGGCCUAAAUGACAGACAAACUCAGAGCUAAAUGUUGGGCUUUACAAUUAAGGAUUUAAACUUAUUGUGGCAAUGCACACUCUUUAGUUCUCUUUUAUACAGAGUUGAUGUCUGUAACCACUUUUGAUGCUUCUGCUGUUGAUGUCACAAAAAUAACAGCAAUUUGGUGCUCUUAAUUUCAUUCAAUUGAUAUUGGAGAUGAGUAAUUAGCGAUUAGAUGAAUAAGGUUUCGCAUUCAAAGGCCGGUGAAAUUGUGCUACAAAUGAAAACUGAAAACACUUCCUUUUAAUACUGUUAAAAUGCUAUACUGUCUAAACCUGAUGUGUAAGAAUCAAACAAGAUUUUAGCAAAAAAUGUCUUCAGUUGUUUUGUUAUAAUGUUAUAAACAAAAAUUAAAAGUGCUCAAGACAUUUGUAAUAUUUGUUAACCUAAACACUAUUGCUACCAAAUAUGGGAAAUGAUAAUGGGUCAAUUUGAGAAGCUACAGACUGGCAGGUCUGGUAAUACACAUACUAAGCAACAAAAACAUUCAAGUGUCUAAUAUGUCUUUAAUUUCCAUUAUUUAUAAUUGUCAAUGAUUAUUAUUGAAUAAGCUUAUUUAUUAAAAACCACAACAUCAGGUUAUCUGUUUGUCAAUAACAGUUUGAUAAGACAUCUUAUUGAUACUUUGCCAUGGGGGUGUUCUGCAUGUAUGUUCAGCAGUUACCAUGGUUACAUUGCACACAUAGCAAACACAGCCAAAACAUUUAAGAUAUUCUGAAAACAAUAAUUAUAAUGUUAUCAAUACAAGUUGUUAUGAAUUUGUUUGAGGUUCAACAAAAAAGGUGAGGGCGACUAACUGAGAAAUGCUAGCUUGAAUGGUGCUUGUUUAACACUACAAAUCAACUCAACUGUUGUCGUCCCAGCAAAGUUAGUUCUUUAUGAUCAGAUAAAGCUCAGAUUAAGUCUAACUUCAGUACCAGAGCUUCAGACAGAGCAGUGCCUCCGGUUAGCAUCACCCCCCCAGAGAGAUAUUGUUGACAUCAGCUGCAAAGUAUCAAUCAAUUAAAUGAAUUCUCAGAUUGUAUUUCCUUUCUACCAAUGUAAACGCCACAAGACCUUUUAUUUGAUUUGAUUUCACCCCCAUUGUUACUAUAAUACUGUUGACCAAAUUCUACUUCAUAUCGACACUGUCCCAUGCCUAGUCACAUGGUAAAUUGACAAUCAGCGAAUGGCAGCAAGACCGAAGGAUACCAAUGUGUGAGCAUAUUAAACCUGUAAAUAGACUGUAAAUGUACAUAGCUGGAUUAAAAAAACAUUAUUGUCUUUUUUUACAUCCCUUUGCAGUUUGGAUGUAUUUGUUGUUCAAAAAUAAGUCGCCAAAAUGUUUUCUGAAACUUUUUUUUUUUUUUUUUUUUCAGUUUUUAUGACGUCGCUGCAUCGAAAAUGAAUGAGUUUAAGCCUAGGCUAAAUUAUUUCAUGUGCAACUUGUACUGUAUAGCUCUGUUUUGAAAUAAAAGUGAGUGG
This is a messenger RNA of Boleophthalmus pectinirostris (great blue-spotted mudskipper), 7029 nucleotides long. RefSeq names its product CXXC finger protein 5b (gene cxxc5b). Lineage: Eukaryota; Metazoa; Chordata; Actinopteri; Gobiiformes; Gobiidae. The coding region runs from base 4390 to 5247 and encodes 285 amino acids. The transcript is spliced from 2 exons. Gene Ontology annotation, cellular component: nucleus. The record is from RefSeq and is a predicted model, not a curated record. Gene Ontology annotation, molecular function: zinc ion binding; methyl-CpG binding.